Drechmeria coniospora is the source of this 1203-nucleotide messenger RNA. RefSeq lists its product as uncharacterized. Bases 1 to 1203 code for a protein of 400 amino acids. The record is from RefSeq and is a predicted model, not a curated record. Lineage: Eukaryota; Fungi; Ascomycota; Sordariomycetes; Hypocreales; Ophiocordycipitaceae. The transcript has a single exon.
AUGGCCCCGGCCUACCGACGCGUCUUCUUCCGCGUCGCCUACGGGUGCGCCUACUUCUUGCUCUACCUCGUCCUCGUCGGCCUGCUCCUCAUCACCCCCGGCGAUGCCAUCGAGCGCUCGCUGCAAAACGGCCAAAACUACAACGUGCUCAUCAUCACGAUAUCCUACGUCGUCACCAUCGUCGUCGUCGUCUUCGUCUACGUCGUGCGCCUCUACAUCAACAAGACGGCCCUGGCCGCCAUCCCCAAGGCCUGGGUGCCCAUCGAGAAGGGCGACGUCAAGGAUGCCGUCUACGCCAUGGUCGGCGCGGGCCUCGACCGGAGCGCCGCCAUCGCCCACGAGGCCCGCCCGCGCGUCGAGACGGAGGCGCGCCGGCCCGGCACGGAGUCGAGGACGGCCGUCGACAAGCUCGGCGUCGCCCUGCCGGCCCGCGACGCCGUCUGGGGCGACGUCGAGCACCACGGGUGGGCGUCGCCCAACUCGACGGACCUCCCGAACCUGCAGUACGCCGCCGUCCUGUCGGAGCUGCCCUACCUCAUCGAGGCCAAGGCGCUGGCCGUGGCGCCGGCCCGCGAGCCGUCGGCGUCGGGCCCCCCCUCGGCCCUCGGCCUCGACGCCGACCGCCUCCGGCUGCUGCAGCGCCAGCCCGGCAUGAGCCUGCGGGCCUACGUGGACCACCUCGCCGGCCUCGGCGUCGCCGUCGUCGGCCGGUCGACGGUCCGCUUUCUCGGCCACUACGAGCACGCCCGCUUCUCCGACCGGCCGAUAUCCAACGCCCGCUUUCGCGAGAUUAUGAACCUCUUCGCCGACGUGCUGCGCGACAUGCGGCCGCCGCGAGGGCCCGACGACGACGUGUCGGCCCCGUCCGAGAGCGACAUCGACAACGACGCGCCGAGGGACACCAACCCGUCCUCGCCCCGGAGCAUCCUCUCCUGCGCCGGAAGCACGAGCCCGCGCCCGUCGGUCGGCCGGCAGAGGCGAAUCCUGUCGGCGCCGGCCAAGGCCUUCGACGCGACGUCGGCCGGCAGCAGCUCCGUCGCCCCGUCUCGGUCCCCCGACGUCGCGCGCGAGCCCUCCUGCGCGAGCCUGCGCUCCAAGUUUUCGAGCAGCGACUCGGGCUCCGUCAUCCGCCUGGCCACGCGGGAGGACCCGGAGGCGCUGCCGUACGUGCUGAACCUGAGGACGACGGCCGGCAGCAGGUGA